Prorocentrum cordatum is the source of this 742-nucleotide messenger RNA. The record is from the annotation of a GenBank genome assembly. NCBI's taxonomy places the organism in Eukaryota, Dinophyceae, Prorocentrales, Prorocentraceae.
GCGCCUCGUAGACGCUGUGCGCGGCGGGGAGCUCAGCACGGAUGCGCACCACCUCGACCAACUCGGCGCAGCUGGUAUUGACGAGGCAAAGAAGCACAUUGAGAAUGCUGCCAAGCGCCGCAAUGCCUACAAGAAGACGCAGGAACGUUAUCAGGGCGAGUUGAACCGGCGACCGAGUUUCUCACAGAAGGUCGUGCACUGCAACGCCGAGAUACCCCUGGCGACACGAGACAAAAUCAACCACAACGCUCGGUCAAACGGGGCCAGUUCUACUACCGACCUGGGCAAGGCCGACAUCUUCGUUGUUCCAACAGUGACCAGACCGCCGGAGGUAACCAAAUUGGCAGCUCAGCUUGUCGGCGGCAUUGUCUGCGACGAUCUCUUUGCGACAACCUUGGGCAUCUCGGGUGCGUCCGUGGCCUACAAACAGCAGAACAGCAUCAACCGAGUGGUCUGGAUAUCUCCGCAGUUCCUGGAUGCCCACAUGAAUGCAACAGCCGUUUUGAUCGACAUUAUUGCAAGGCCUACGAGCAAGUGGAAACUCGUACCCCCUGAUCAGUUGGUUGAUUUCACAGCCCGCGCUGUCGGGCUACACGCCAUGAAGAAAUACACCACGGCGCUGGCUUUCGUGACGGCCCCCGAGCAGGGGAUGGCAGCGCUCAGUUCUGUGAGAUACAAGUUCACUUUGCAGGACGCAGUGGUUUUCUUCAAUGAUCUCGAUGCGUCCCGCACGUUCUCCGGG